AUGGAAAGAAAAUGCCUGAAGAAACAGAUUGAAAAACUCCUGGGAGAUUAUGUUGGCAUCGGACUACAAGAAAAUGAAUUUGAUCCAAGAGGACAAAGGCAGCCCACCUUUCUAGAUGACAUGGUGCAUUACAACUUAGCCUUCCGUGUUGCUUUGCUGUGGCUAAGCGGCUUGGAUGCUCAGACUGCACUGACAAGAGAGAAAAUGAAUUUUGCAGCUCGCAACCGAUACAUGUAUCCCAACCGAAUUGAGAGAGAAGCUAUGAUACUAUCUUCAUAUGCUGGAAUAUUAAUGAACAGCAUUCCUGUUGAAGAGAUCUUUGAGAUUUACAACAUGAGGCCCUCAGCAACACACUGGCAAAGCUCUGCAAAUGACCACUGGAUUCAGCCUUUCAAGCUCUCCAUGCACCCAUUUGCCAUGCUGACUGCCCCUGAAGCUGCAGAGUAUGCCUGGAAGCAAAGCAUCAAGUCCCGGAGAGCAGCAGCGUGUCAAAAGACCAACCCUUGUUCAGCAAGGAGAGCUAAGAAAGACAGCAAGCAACAGGACUCACUCACCAGAGGAAAGCAACACGUUGACAAAGUAGGUCUGAAGAAUUCACACAAGCCAGUAUAA
Nipponia nippon (crested ibis) is the source of this 612-nucleotide messenger RNA. It is a transcript of the gene CUNH2orf80, whose product is annotated as chromosome unknown C2orf80 homolog. The record is from RefSeq and is a predicted model, not a curated record. Lineage: Eukaryota; Metazoa; Chordata; Aves; Pelecaniformes; Threskiornithidae.